Sparassis crispa is the source of this 1977-nucleotide messenger RNA. RefSeq lists its product as hypothetical. Gene Ontology annotation, molecular function: actin filament binding; transferase activity; ATP binding. The coding region runs from base 1 to 1977 and encodes 658 amino acids. NCBI's taxonomy places the organism in Eukaryota, Fungi, Basidiomycota, Agaricomycetes, Polyporales, Sparassidaceae. The record is from RefSeq and is a predicted model, not a curated record. The transcript is spliced from 8 exons. Gene Ontology annotation, biological process: vesicle transport along actin filament; actin filament organization. Gene Ontology annotation, cellular component: actin cytoskeleton; vesicle; cytoplasm.
AUGGCUCAGCGAUGCAGCCAGAGGGUCGUGAUGCCGACACGACUAGCUGGUGUGCCACGUAGCGUGUAUGAAUCGACAUCUACACCUGUUGGUCUCUGGCGGGCGAUGCUGCUCGUCCGAUCGUCAGCAUGCAAGUUGUAUGCCCUCCCCGUAGGCUUUAUGCCGGUGAUAGAGUCGAUCUCGAAAAAAGUCGUCGACACCGAGUUUCCACCGCGUUAUCUUUCCAAGGCGUCUCGGAACUCGAUCUUCAAGAAGCAACGCAUAGACGUUGAACUCUCCUGCGCGGACACUGCCCUUCCUCCGCUUGCCGAAGAUGCCGAGGCGGAGGCGUGCAGUGGAUAUAUCCCUCCCACCCAGCGUGCCGUGCAAGAAGCAAACGAGGAUCUCGAUCAAGAUGGCGGAAGCAAAGUCGUAGACAUUCCUGACAUGUGUCUCAUUUUUCCAGACGAUGGAUAUCUCGAGGUCUUCUCCGCAGGUAGAGAAGGAGUCCGUCGUUCAUGUGGUCACGAAGUUCUUGGUACCGCAGCUUGCAGCGUUACGCCCGAACCUAUCGACUAUGAGGGCCUUACCGCACAGCUCACUCAGGCGGUCAAGCCUCAUAUAUCUCAACUCAUCGAUUUCGCACCGGACAAGCGGGGGACAGCAGGCCUCAUCGUUGACAGUUUCAUCCCUAUCCUGCGUUCCUUGCAUGCAGAAUUCCCUACGUUCGACGCGACGCGAAGACUUAUCGUUGGUAGGCUUGCUACCGAGCUUGGGGGCCCGGUGCGUGGACUAUGCAACGAGUUCGUCGUGAAACUCGAACUGCCAGAUGUAUUCUCGUCGUCGUUGUGCAUUUGCAAGAAAGGCCUGUACCGCGCCGUCCGCGGGCCGAUCUUGUAUGCCUCGCGAGAUGGUUCGUGCAUCUGGGAUGAGGAUGCCGUGCGGUUGGAUCAGUUGAAGGUGGCGUUGAAGAACGUGGGAUUCUCGAAAAGACAUGUCGCGCAGAAGUGCCAGCUGGUUGCUGCUAUUCUCCAUCUGGGUAACCUGGAAUUCCAUACCGAUCGCUCUCGCAACGAAGACGCUGCUGUCGUGGGCAACACGGAUGUCCUCGAUAUCGUCGCAGAUUUCUUGGACGUGCAGCCGGAAGCUUUGGAGGCUGCGCUAUCGUACAGAACGAAGAUGGGGAAGAAGGAACUAUGUACAAUCUUCCUGGAUCCCGACGGUGCCUCUGAUAACCGAGACGAACUCGUGAAGCCGCUAUACUCCCUCCUGUUUGCAUGGUUGAACGAACACGUCAACCAACGCCUUUGCCACGACGACUUCAAUAUGUUCAUCGGACUGUUUGACUUACCCGGCCCCCAGAACAUGACUAGCCGGCCGAACUCCCUAGAUCAGUUCUGCGUCAACUUCGCUAACAAGCGGUGUUUCCCCCACAAUCACGCACAGCAUGUGGUCGAGCUCGCUGCCAGGCGCUACGUUGAGACGGUCGUUGUGCAAGGUCGCCCGGAGCGAGUUGUCGCAUAUGACGUCGCCUUCGUAGGAAUGGUCAUUCCUGGGGAUGAGCUUCGGAUGAAGACCAGGCACAGCGACAUACAGGAUGGCAACACUGUUGUCAAGGUCGAGACAUUCAAUGACAAGGGUUCCCAAGAGCAGGGUAUGGCUAUGGACUUCUAUAAGUCCGCUCCAGCUGCUCGAUCUGUCUGGGAUGCUGCCGAUAUUCAUCUUACUGCUGUCUAUGGCUUCUCUAUUAUUGAGAUCGUCAAGGACAACCUGGAGGAGAAGACUAUCCAUUUUGGUGGCAUCAAGGGUCAGGCCAUGCAGCAGCGGCACAUGUAUAUGAACUACGACAAUAUAGACGGGGACGGUAGCGUGAAGACUCUUCUGCUACACAUUCAGUCAUCUAUCUGGACUCUUGUGUGCCACACAGUUUGGCCGAUCGCGCAAGUCAUGACCGAACGUGCCGUCUUCGAGGACAUGCGUUCGAAAGACUUCGUUUGA